Messenger RNA from Drosophila suzukii, 1507 nucleotides. RefSeq names its product angiopoietin-related protein 7. The record is from RefSeq and is a predicted model, not a curated record. NCBI's taxonomy places the organism in Eukaryota, Metazoa, Arthropoda, Insecta, Diptera, Drosophilidae.
AUUAAAAGUCGCCGGAAGCACAGAUCGAGUGCUGAUCGAAAUGAAUUACGGGUGUUAAACGAUUUCUCUGUCGAUUUUGGCCUUGGUCGUGUUAUCCCACGGUGCCAAUUUGCCGUCCAACAAAAUUCUUGAACCCAAAACUCUUGAAUAUUGUUUUCCGGUUAUCGAGCCCAUCCUCGAACACUUUAUAGAGCUCACGUCAGCGGUCGAUGCCACCAAGGAACUAAACAAACAAAUAAGUUCCUUGUCGGGUACUAUUAAGGAUUUGGAGAGCAAGCUGGCCAUUGCUGAGGUGCAACUUAAAUCCAAGGAUGAGGCAAUUAACGCAAAAAACGAUUUAAUUAAAAUAAAAGAUGAACUGCAGUCCGAAAUAGCGGUUGCUAAUUGUCAAAUCAAGUUAAAUACAAAAGACAACGAAAUACUUAUAAAAAGUGGAGAGUCCAAAAAUAAAGACAACCUAAUAAAGUUAAGGGAUGAACAAAUCGCGGAACUGAAAGCCAAUAUUAACAACUUGAAAAGGCAGUUGCUAAGUGCUGAGGAUCAAGUCAAAACCAAAGAAGAUGUUUUAAAAGCUAAAUCUAUGGAAUUGGAUGAGAAAACUGAGAAACUCGAACGUAGAGAUGACCUAAUAAUACAAAAUCAAUAUGAAAUCAGCCAUCUAAUCGAAGCGAUGAAAAACAAAACUGAUGAAAUUAAUGAGCUACGUACUCAACUUUCGGCUAAAGACACCGAAGUCGAGGCUUUGAGCAAUCAAGUGAAAUCGGAUUUGGAAACAGUAACUGAAAAAGAAAAUCAACUUUUAUUGUGCACUGCAACAGAAAGUUGUCUAACUGGCCGUCCAAAUGAUAUUUAUAAAAUAAAGUUACCCGAAAUGGAUUUAUUCGAAGCUCCCUGCAAUUCAAGUGGUUGGAUGACCAUCCAAAGGCGUCAGGAUGGCUCGGUGGACUUUGAUCUGGAUUUUAAGGAAUAUAAGCGUGGUUUUGGCGUUUUAGUUGGAGAAUUUUUCUUGGGACUAGAGAAACUGCACCGGUUGACCAAAGAUAGACCUCACGAGCUCUUUAUCAAGCUAGGCAAGUCUGAUGAAUCCACGAGCUAUGCUCAUUACGACAGCUUUGAAAUUGCCGGGGAGGAAGAUAAUUACAAGCUGGUAUCGGUGGGCGAUUAUUCCGGUACAGCCGGAGACGCCUUAGAUGAUCUGGUGGGGUCAAAGUUCAGCGCCGUUGAUCGGCCUAAUCCAGCAGAUUGUUCUACAACUAACACUGGUGGUUGGUGGUACAGCAAAUGCUCAUACAUAAGUGCGCUUAAUGGAAAGUACCAUGCGGAUGGGGUGUGCCCAGAAUUUGCAGGAAUUCGUUGGAACACUUGGGAAGAAGAUGAUGCGGUUUCUCUCACCUUUACUGAAAUGCUGAUAAGGCCCAAAUCCCUGUAAGCUUUAAAUGUAAAGGAAAAAAUAGGAUUUCUUUUGCAAACAAUUAAAAUACAAGGCACUUACUGAUUUUUUGUAAAU